Messenger RNA from Fukomys damarensis (Damara mole-rat), 898 nucleotides. RefSeq names its product UBA like domain containing 1 (gene Ubald1). Lineage: Eukaryota; Metazoa; Chordata; Mammalia; Rodentia; Bathyergidae. The record is from RefSeq and is a predicted model, not a curated record. The transcript has 4 exons. The coding region runs from base 11 to 652 and encodes 213 amino acids.
UACGUCUGUCAUGUUUGGUGUAUGUCCCGCGUGUACUCUCGUGUCGGUUUGUAGAGGGUGCCGUGCUCAGGGCUGUGCGGCAUGUGUAUAUAUUCACAACGUGGAGUGUGUGGGUAGUGUACCGGAGCUCCACACUACAACGCGGAGAUGUGCGUGUGUGUACUUCGUUCCAGAGAUGGAGACACUGAGGUCCAGACAGAGCAGGACUAUGUGUUCAGCCAGAGGUGAAGUAGAGCCAACGGCCCUCAGCGCCUUUUUCCAGGAGACCAACAUCCCCUACAGCCACCACCACCACCAGAUGAUGUGCACUCCUGCCAACACCCCUGCCACACCCCCCAACUUCCCUGAUGCUCUCACCAUGUUCUCACGUCUCAAGGCCUCAGAGAGCUUCCACAGUGGCAGUAGCGGCAGCCCAAUGGCCACAACAGCUACAUCACCCCCUCCACACUUCCCCCAUGCCGCCACUGGCAGCUUUGUGGCACCCAGCUGGCCAACUGCAGCCUCACCCCCUGGGGGCCCACAGCACCACCAGCCGCAGCCAUCCCUGUGGACUCCAGCACCCCCUUCUCCAGCUUCAGACUGGCCACCCUUGGCCCCUCAACAAGCUGCUUCAGAACCUAGGGCUCACCCUGCCAUGGAGGCAGAGAGAUAAGGGAGGCCCCUCCCCCCUCCCAGGACCCCCGUGGGGCGGGGGAGAGGAUGUCUCCAUGGGCCCCCUUCACCCCUCUGUCUGCACCCUUGUGCCCUGGAGGGGAGAGAUGGACUCUAGCCAGGCAGGGAUACAUCUUGUGCCAACAUGCACAGCUGCACGCAUGCAAGUUCAUGGAGCAAAGGCAUGCAGCCCCCAGCUCUCACGGAUUUGGCUCAGAGUGGCUUGGGUGCCUGGUGAGCAGUACCU